This is a messenger RNA of Trichoderma atroviride IMI 206040, 717 nucleotides long. The record is from RefSeq and is a predicted model, not a curated record. NCBI's taxonomy places the organism in Eukaryota, Fungi, Ascomycota, Sordariomycetes, Hypocreales, Hypocreaceae.
CUUCGAGAAAACCGGGCUUGGAAUCUCGAACCCAGCGGUUACCGAUCUGUGAGAUUGAAUAGGAGAUUUGACAGACGCCAAGAGAAAAAAAGGUUCUUAUUGUCGCCAGGGAUUAAGGAGAAACACAAGGCAAGGGAAAAAAAAGGAGCCAUGGUCCACGCCGAUGCGUCCAACUUUGCCGAGGGCGUCACCAAGGAUGAUGCCUAUGAGCAGGUGCUAUUACAGGCUGAAGGACUCUUUUACGGGCAACGCAACUGGGUUUGUAACCUGUCUAACGCAGCCUCACUACUAUGGCAUGCCUACAAGUCUCUUGGCGCCCCAAGCAAUGAAGUAAACUGGGCAGGAUUUUAUGUGCUGGAUCCCACAAAAAAGGACCAGCUCAUUCUGGGACCAUUCCAGGGUAAAGUUGCCUGCCAGACGAUUCCCUUUGGACGAGGCGUAUGCGGUGCUGCUGCGGCCACCAAGACCACGCAACUAGUCGAGGAUGUGGAGAAGUUCCCCGGUCACAUUGCGUGUGACAGCGAGAGCAAGAGCGAGAUUGUGGUUCCUAUCGUAUCGGGCGACAGAGUCGUCGCAAUCAUUGACGUUGACUGCGCCGUCCUGAAUGGAUUCGAUGAGACGGACAAGAAGAACCUGGAGCAGCUUGCGGAGCUUCUGGCCAAGGGCUGUGAUUGGUAGACGAUAUAAAGAGAGUCUUCAAAAGUUCUGCUCUCUUAG